Messenger RNA from Aedes albopictus (Asian tiger mosquito), 2375 nucleotides. RefSeq names its product fatty acyl-CoA reductase wat. The record is from RefSeq and is a predicted model, not a curated record. Gene Ontology annotation, cellular component: peroxisome. Bases 590 to 2158 code for a protein of 522 amino acids. The transcript has 3 exons. NCBI's taxonomy places the organism in Eukaryota, Metazoa, Arthropoda, Insecta, Diptera, Culicidae. Gene Ontology annotation, molecular function: alcohol-forming very long-chain fatty acyl-CoA reductase (NADP+) activity. Gene Ontology annotation, biological process: long-chain fatty-acyl-CoA metabolic process.
GCGAUUUACCCUAUGUAAUAAAAUGUGUAAAUAGAUAUUUAGUGAUUCGUGUAAAUAAAUGGACCUUAUAUGUUAUUUGUAUAAGCUGUGAACCAAAAAUAAAUGAAUCAUGAUUUGAAAGCCGAAGUAACAUUCCUCAAGUCCCGAUGGAAGGCAGUGAAGGCUGCGAUAUACCCAGUCCGUUUGGAAAUCCGUAAAAUACAUGUUGGGCCUUGAACAUCGUCCACAACCGAAGGAAUCUACAGGCCAAGACUCCGACACAUGAGAAGGUAUAUGGAAUAUGGAAAAAUACCUUAGGUCACCUUUUGCGCAAAUUGAAACACCUACCAGACUUUGUCGUCAAACACAGACGAACCGCACAUAAUGCGUCAUUCAGUUCCGUCAACCUUGAACUUCUGCGCGCGACGGUCACCAACCGUACUGCAGCUUAUUAUCAUUUCAAAUUUUUCACAACCUUCCGUUAUCGUUAGCCUACGCUUCGGGAGUGCAUCGAGCCGGUGCAGUUUUCCACAUAGCUUCGAACCAAUCACAAGUCACCGAUCGGUCGGUCCAUUGGCUUUGGACUUGAAACUCUCGUGUGCAUCGCAUCAUGAUGGAUCCGCGCGGGAUGAAUCUGUGGGAGGAAGAACCGAUACACCCGAGCCCCGUGGCCGAUUACUACAGGGGAAAAGUGGUCUUGCUGACCGGGGCUACUGGGUUCCUUGGAAAACUUUACAUGGUGAAGCUUGUCCGAUUAGGAGUAAAGGAACUGAUUGUGAUCGUUCGCGAGAAGAAAGGUGUGCAACCGAAGGAGCGGAUGGUAAAGAUCUUAGAGAAGGAAAAGCUUUUUAAGGUUCAUGGACUGGGGGAGAAACAAUACAUGAAUACGUUGACCGUGAUCGCUGGUGAUAUGGAUGUACCUGGACUUGGAUUGAGUCCCGAAGAUUUGGAGUAUAUUAGAGAGAGAACGGAGAUUGUGUUGCAUGCGGCAGCGGAUGUAAGGUUCGACGAAGCCUUGAAUAAAAUUAUCAUAACGAAUGUUCAAGGGACGCUGGAAAUGUUAAACCUGUGUGUCAGUUUGAAAAAAAUGGAGCUGAUGAUCUACGUUUCGACAGCUUAUGCCAAUUGUGUUACAAAUACUGUAUACGAGAAGUUCUACGAUCCACCGGUGGAUCCGUUGAAGAUGAUGGAGCUGAUGAAGACCGUGGAUGAUGACCAAAGCGAAGUCCUGACUGAUAUGAUUAUUCGUCCAUGGCCAAAUACUUACACGUAUGCCAAGAGUUUGGCUGAGAAUUUGGUGAAGAUGUAUUUUGACAGAAUGAAUAUCGUUAUCAUUCGACCUACCAUCGUCGCAACCACGAUGGAUGAUCCAAUCCAAGGGUGGACUGACAAUCUGUAUGGAUUGAAUGGAGUUAUCGUUGGAGCGGGGUGUGGAGUCCUACGGGUUCUUCACGCAUCAGACAGCAUAAAAAUCGACAUCAUUCCGGCUGAUUUUGUCAUAAAUGGUACUCUGGUGGCAGCUUAUCGAGCAGCUGAGGAUUAUCGACACAAUGCCCCUUCCACGGAUCCAGACAAGGUUCACAUCUAUCACCUAGGCAGUGCAGUUGACAAUCCUCUAACCAACGCAAUGAUUUCAAGAUAUACAAAAACCAUUGGCGCAUCAAAUCCACCCUUGAGAUCACUAUGGAUCGGUUCCUAUGUGAGCACCAAAUAUGCGACGUUCAGCAUGAUUCUGUCCAUUCUCCUGCAUUUUAUUCCGGGUGUUAUCAUUGAUGCGAUACUCCGAUUCAAAGGCGAGAGACCAAUGUUAAUGAAAAUCUACCGAAAAGUGAGGAAAUUUACAACCAUGAUAGAAUUUUUCGCCGGUCAGGAGUUUAUUUUCGUAAACGACAAAAUGCGUCAGGUUAUGGACUCGAUGACCCCAGGUGACAAGGAACAGUUCCAGUGCGACAUGAAGAGCUUACCGUGGGAUGAUUACUUUAACAUCUACUUCCCUGGGCUGAAGACGUACAUACUGAAGGAGAAGACGGACACAUGGGAGAAAGCCCGACAACGAUACAUUCGAUUGGAUAUGAUAACGAACUUCGUACUGAGGGGUUCAGUUGUAUUAGGUGUUUACUGGAUUAUCUACUACGUGUAUAUUUUCAUAUCCCAAAAUAUAUUAGGGGAUUCGUUGUGAUUAGAAUGUGAAGUAUACUGUUUCUUAUUAUGUAGAAUUCAUAGUAAUUAAAUUUAUGAUAGAAAUGAUACUGGAUUUGUGAAAUUUCACAGCAGAUGACAGCUGAAGUCAAUUGACACUUGACAAGUUUAGACCAACAUGCGAAAAUGGCGGAACAACUAUUGCGAACUUCAAUUUCGCCCAUCCCCACUUGGCACAUUUCCAGUUAUUUAUGCAA